This is a messenger RNA of Erigeron canadensis, 1995 nucleotides long. RefSeq lists its product as uncharacterized. The transcript is spliced from 3 exons. The coding region runs from base 1 to 1788 and encodes 595 amino acids. NCBI's taxonomy places the organism in Eukaryota, Viridiplantae, Streptophyta, Magnoliopsida, Asterales, Asteraceae. The record is from RefSeq and is a predicted model, not a curated record.
AUGUCGAAAGAGGGCAUAAAAAUUACUGAGUCCACCGUCAUUCGAUCAAAGCUAACUGCGCUUGUUGAUAAGUUUUUCCCUGGUAAAAUAUCUUUGUUUAAAAUACUAUCUGAUGGUGACACCGUUUUGACCCCUCCUGAUGGGUAUGUAGGUUUUUAUUUGCAGUCAGCAUCUGAAGGCAAUGUUAGGUACCCUUUUUCUGCUUUCAUGCUUGAAGUCCUUGACUUCUUUGAAAUCCAUAUUUCUACCAUCACUCCUUUAGGGUUGUCUAGGAUUAUUGCCUUUGAGGUGAUGUGUAGGGCAUAUGGCGGAGAGCCGUCAUUAGAUUUGUUUAGGUACUUUGUUCAAACUUGCCCCUCUGGUGAUUGGGCUACAGUGGGCAAUCGCUCCAAGGCGGGUUGUUUUAAGAGGGGUGGGUUGGAUAUUCGUGACUGGAAAAGUCAAUUUGUGUUCAUGAGAUCAUCGUUAAUCCCUAAGGAAUAUGAGUCUGUCACCGAUAAAAAGUUACUGUGUGUCCAUGCCAAAUAUGACAACCCUUUCCCAGACUAUGCCGUUGAUACAUUGUGUCGAGAAAUUUGGUUGCAUCCCAUAACAGUUGUAGCAUAUCCUGAUGUUGUUUUGUAUAAAGCCAAACUGAUACCAUCUCUGCCUGGUGGUGUGAAUAUUGAUGAUAUGACUUUUAGGAAAUUUGUAAGGAAAGGAGUGAAGGAGGUUACUGUUGUGCCUCGCAUUGAAAGACAGGGAAGUGGUACCGCUGAUGCGCCUUCUCAGAAUGCAGGAUCUUCUGGCGUCCAUAACGACAAUCCUGAGGUGCAAAGUGCUGCAGAUCCACCAAUCCUGAAUGUGGAUUAUUCUGAUGUUGAAGUUCUUGAAGUAUUUGCUACUGAUAAGAAGAAGAAGAAGAAGUCAGCUCCAAGCGCAAGUGUCCCUCAGUCUGUUGCAGGUCGAUUGAAAAGAAGGAAAGUAGGCGAUGAAGCAAAGGAUUCUGAGUUCCGUAAGCCCUCUUCCCCUAAGACUGCUUUGCAUGAUCAAGAAAUUCUGAAUUGGUUGAAUGGUGACAAUAUGAAUGCUAAGGAUGUGAAGAAAAUUGACAACAUGGACAACGAGACCUUCCUGAAGGUUUUCAAAAAAGAUCGCCAGUUCCAUGCUUAUCUUGAUGCUGUUGCUGCUAGGCGUUUUUCCAGAAUGGCUAUUGAUCUUAGAUCUAAAAGUUUGGAGGUGCAUUUGUUGACAGCCACUGUUGAAGAUUUGAAAGCCAGGGAGGCCAGGUUCGUGACCACUGUUGAAGCAUCCGAUCUGGUUCAGAGUUUGAGGCAGCAGCUGAACAUGUUGAAGGCAAACGCCGUUGUCCAUGAAGAGUCUUUGGCCAAACUCCAAAAAGAAGUUGAUCAAGAAAAGGAAAAUAGCUGUUUGUUGCGUGAUCAGGUUGAUUUGCUGAAGGUUGACAGAGCAAGGGUAGUGACUAAGGUGAUCCCGUAUGUGAGCAAGUCCUUGCUUUAUAGCGAUGAGGUUGAGCAGCUGUUGGGUGAUUUGACCUCUGCUGAGAGAGCUAAUGAGAGGUCCACUUUGUUGGAGGAGUUUUUGGCCGAGGGAAAGUGUGACCUGACCUGCAGGGGUGAUUUUGUCCCUAAUGCCUCUCAUGAGCUGGAGGUAGCUGAUCACAAGUGGAAGGAAGUUGUUUUUCCAUUCUUGGAGAAGGUUGUUACUGACCCUCAUGCUGCUGUUGAAGACUUGCUUAAGAUUGUCCCUGAUGUGAUUCAACCGGAAGACAAUGAAGGACCCCAGUGAUCAGGCCUGCGUGCCUUGGUAUUUGGCGUAUGUGCCAACUCAGACAAUUUCAUCUUUAACUAUGGUGCCUGUGGAUUUGAAACAAUUAUCAUCUUUUGACAGCCUUAUAUGGCUGUGUUUAUGGAUAUUUUGUGCAGCUCCUAUAGUGCUGCAUUUGUGAAUAUAAUGCAGGGUGGUUAUGACUUAUAUCUACAGUCGUUUAUACAA